Molecule: messenger RNA, 7774 nt
Organism: Magallana angulata
Lineage: Eukaryota; Metazoa; Mollusca; Bivalvia; Ostreida; Ostreidae
Exons: 20
Coding region: 740-7774 (2344 amino acids)
Biological process (GO): establishment or maintenance of epithelial cell apical/basal polarity; heterophilic cell-cell adhesion; cell communication
Cellular component (GO): protein-containing complex; plasma membrane
Molecular function (GO): calcium ion binding
Source: RefSeq, a predicted model, not a curated record
UAAAAGCGAAUUCAUUAAAAUUCAUUAACUCUCUGAUACCUACAGUAGCAGUUUAACUUUCUGUUUUCAAAGAAAAUCUAAUUUUAGCACCAGAAACGAGUUUCUGAUUGGAAGAGUUAGCACUCUCUCCGCCCUCCCAAAGAAUACUUGAUUCGGUGGCAUCACGGAAGUGACUUAAUUAAACACCUGGAUGUUACCUGUAUAUAUAUAAAACAAAAUUAAACGUAUUUAAUGUCGUUCUAAUUCAUGCGUUAUCUAUCAAACGUUAAACACCGUCACAAGCUUGCAGAAUUAUACAUUCGGGUCAUCAUUUCACUGUUGUGUCGCCUUGUUUACUUUUUGCAUUACUGGAAUUUUGUAUACACUCGAACUGCGGUGUAUUAUUAAGACUUUGAAGUCUAUGUUUGUGUACACCCUUUAAAAAUUAGGUCUACGACUAACAACAAAUUUUAAAUAUUUGGAUUUCGAAACAAAGACGUCUUUAGAGUUCACUUUAAUCGCCACGCAUUUUCUGUGGCAGUGCUUGUAAGGCAAUCUGCGCCGAGAUCUGCAAUCUUACCCGGCCAGUGUUUCCUUUCAGCCUUCCGUGCUUUCGGUCACGGAGUUUUUCACCCACCUUUCAUCCGCUUAAACACGAAAUGGAAAUAUAACAAAAAAUAUUUUAAUCGCUUUUUUAUCCAAGGACGCCUCUUUGACCAAGGAUCCUUCUUUCCCACUACAGACACGAAGGAAUAUAGUUAUGUCGAAAACUGUCUCUUUUCUGUGUUGGUGCCUGCUUGGAUGUGUACAGUGCUUUUUGCAGUCCAAAAGGAUUCAGAUUGAUGGGAAUGGAUAUACCGGAGUGACUGUGGUGAUAUCGAGUCAACUGACCCCCUCUGAAAUCCAAAUACAGAAACUUAAGGAUUUGUUCACUGCAGCCUCAGCCCAGCUUUACAAAUCCACGAAAUACCACCUCUACUUCAAAGAUAUAACAAUCGUAAUACCCAAAUCAUGGCCCAACAAUUUCACCACCGACUUUGUCAGCGGAUCCCAGGUCGAAACUGCGCAUGUUCUUGUGGAAAAACCAAACCCACUGGUGGACAACAAGCCGUACGUAUCAGGCAUGACCGGAUGCGGACAACCCGGAAAGCACAUACAUUUAGAACCAAUAACGGUACAAGUUCUUCCGGCAGUCGGACUCGCAGACAAAAUCCUGGUGCACCACUGGGGACACUUCCGGUGGGGCCUGUUUGACGAGCACGGAGACAAAGAAUCCCCUGUGAUGGCGUCAACCAACAACCCAUGGUUCUACUCUUCUGAGGGAACAUUCAAACCUAACAUCUGCAUGAAAGAUAUAAAGGGAGACAACCACAAGGAUUACUGUCAGAGCUCGCAACAGUGCGUCCUUAACGACAACGGACUGCCGGAGCCCGGAUGUAAGUUCUGUGUGGACGAGAGAGGAAACACCGAUAAAGGAUCUAUCAUGGGCAAACCAGAGAUUUCUAGUGUGCUGGAGUUUUGCGAUCAUGGCGAUAGUGAUGUACCACAUAAUAUGGAGGCAGAAACUCCGCAGAAUAAAUUCUGCCGAGGAAAAAGUGCUUGGGAAGUGAUGAGACUUCAUCCAGAUUUCAAAGAUACAACAACAGGAGCACCUGCACAGAACACUGCACCGACUUUUAAAGUAGUACAACAGCGGCGCGGACAGAACGUUGUCAUGGUGCUGGACAAAUCCGGAAGUAUGAAUACAUAUGACAGAAUAGAUAAGUUAAAAGACAUUUCAUCAAACUACAUCAGGAAUUGGUCCCCAAACGCGACCUCCGUUGCUGUGGUUACCUUCAACGGAACUGCGGAUGUUGUUGCUCCGCUGACUGCUGUGACCUCGGAACAAGAGAGACAGAAUUUAGUGGCGCUAGUGGACGAUAUCGUAGCUAGAGGCGCCACUUCGAUUGGAGCCGGAAUACAGAAAGCGAUAGAGCUUUUAAAGGCAGACAACAACAAUAUACGCGGUAACGAGAUUAUUCUGGUCUCUGACGGCGCUAAUACGGUGUCCCCCGGACCUGAUGACGUCAGAGAGGAAGUGUUAAGAGAAGGCGUCAUCAUCCGGUCCGUGGCGAUCGGAAGUGAGGCGGACAAAAAGAUCGAUAAACUUGCAAAGGACAGUGGUGGAUUUAGCUUCUUUUAUUCCGGAAUUGACCAAUCAACUGCUCUUGCGGAUAUUUUCCUGGGUAUUGCAGCGUCAUCGUCGGAUAAAGAGGAUAAAAUAUUCCAAAUAGAGAGUAAAUCUGUUAAUUUAACAAAGGGACAGAAUUAUAGCACUACACUGACCAUAGAUUCUACAAUAGGAAGAGAAACCACGAUUCUCUUAAUAGGAUCUGGUGUUGAUUUCUCAACCUUUACCGUUUCCGGACCAGGAAAUAAGCUGUUUACUUCCGGAAAGUGUUCUAAGUCUUGUCGUUUAAAAAUUGACGGACUUGCAGAGGUAGGAGAUUACAAUAUAGAAAUAUCAACAUCACUGGAAACGGAUGUGAUUCUGACAAUGACGGCACAGUCCUAUCCCAGGGAUCCCUCUCAGGAAGUUUUCACUGCGACUGCGUGGACUUUAACUGAAGUGUUUGAUUUUUCGCCGUCAACCCCAAUAGUUAUGUUUUCUUCAGUCAUGAAAGGAAAUUCUCCCGUUCUUGAUGCUGACGUUAAAAUGAUAGUGGAAGAUUCUAAUGGUCACGAGAUAAACGUUGACCUUCGCGAUGAUGGCCAAGGCAUGGAUAUCGUACCGGGAGACGGACAAUACACGGGGGUGGUUUUGCCCACCCAGAUGAAGUCUGACGGGAGACACAGCCUGAAGCUGGUAGUAACUGGGAGGGACGGUCAAACCAAAAUACUGAUCCCUGAGACCAACAGAAGGAAACGGGCCACACAGGCAAAUACUGGACCUCUGACAGUCACAACGGAAAAUGUGAGUGGUUUUAAGCGGGUGGCCUCAGGGGGUACAUACACGGUACAGAACUACUCGACCGUGACCGGGGACCGAAUGGCCCCGGCCAGGAUCACCACGCUCAAGCUGAUUAACUCGGACGGGAACGUGUUCAACUUGAGCUGGAACGCUGUCGGAGAUGAUGUCAAUGUUGGCACUUCUUCAUCCUACAAGAUCUUACUGUCAAAGAGCUAUUCGACUUUACUAAACUCACCUGACACAAUUACUCCCCUUACCGGAAACAUCCCAACUCCGUCACCGCCAGGGGGCAUUGAAGUGUUUUCAUUAAGAUUAUCAGAAGUCGGUGUGAAUUAUUUUCUUGCCAUUCAAACUGUAGAUAAUGUUGGCAAUGUAGCAGAAGUGUCAAACAUUGUCUCCCUUUCUGUACUAUCAAACAAUCAAAUGUGGAAGCGGGCGGAAGUGAAGAAAAUGACGUCAUCACAAUCAUUUUCUUAUGUAGGACUAAUUAUUUCCGCAUGCGCUGCGGCGCUGCUAGUGUUCGGGGUAAUUUUAUGUGGGAUAUGUUUCUGCAAGAAAAAGAAAGAUUCUGAGAGUAAAGCCAAUCAGUUCAGCAAUCUUGAAAACAGACUCGCAGGAAGAGCAAUUCCAAGGAAGGGUGAUUUUAGGCAUAACUACUUUUUGCCCAUGUAUCAAUCACCUUAUGUGCAUUUUCCGCCUCAUAAAGGUUACGAGGCAUAUGGAAGAAACCCUCGUAUGUACGGUUAUAUGGACGAAUCACGCAUACUCCGUGUGAUACACAGAAGUCGAUUCUUCAUCCGGGACAUCGCAGGGCCUCUUUCCGUCAUGGCGGGUCUCUUCCGAAAUGUUCUGGUUUUGAUAAUGUGUUUAUCACGGAUUGACGGAAAAAUCACCGUCCUUUUCCAUAUUGACGAGGUAGGUAACUCGGGAAACCGGGUAAAGGGAGGCGACUGCUGCCAGGGCUUCACCGGAAGCUGCUCAGAGCUGUGUAAGCCAGUUCUCACUGUCUGCAUCCUAAAAGACAAUGCCUGUGAAACGUCAGCUAUUACAACGGUGAAUCUUAAAACCAAUGAUCAGAAAUUUGGCUCACAUAUUGGAAAUAUGUCGAAUCCUUUAUACCUAGAAAUAGACUCUUGGAAUAAAUACCGGGAUAAGUUUCGGAUAUUUGUCCACGACUUGAGGCCGACUACAGACUCCCCUCUUGUUUUCGAGACUCUGUUUUCGGAUUACAAUGUUGAGGUUGGAGCUAACGAAGUCAGCGAUGGAUGGAGAGCCAAGACACUGCAAUCCAGUUAUAUCUCCCACCGUAACGCCUUUAGAUUACACGUGACAUACAAACUUUACUGUUCUCCGGGAUUUUAUGGGGCUGCUUGUAACAUCACGUGUCCAGGAAACCCCAAUAAGUGUGUACAAGAUGGCAAGACCUACUGCAAAACAGGAUGGACAGGAGCAAACUGCGAUCAAGACAUCGUCGAGUGUAAUGAUCUCAACUUCUGUCAUGGCGGACGUUGCACCAAUCAGAUAGGUGGUUUCUUUUGCGAGUGUCCACAAAGUCGGUCUGGUAUACAGUGUAGAAUGGACGAAGACGAAUGUUUUUUCGAACCUUGCAAUGGCGGCUUGUGUCUCAAUACACUUGGUUCCUUUUCUUGUUCGUGCCCGGGCGGCACAACUGGGAAAACUUGUGACACCCUUAUGACAUCUCAGUGUUCCAACUCCACGUGUCAUAAUCAUGGAGUCUGCAAGACAUCGUCCGACGGUAACACCACCACCGUGAAUUGUAACUGCGAGUUUGGAUACAUGGGAGCAGACUGUAGAUUUCGAGACUACUGUAGCAUUCAUGGCUGCGUUAAUGGUGGUACGUGUGUGAAUACAGCCAAUUCGUCCUUCUGUGUCUGUCAGGAAGGAUUCUCUGGAAAAGACUGUGAACUACAUGACUAUUGUUCUAGCUCCCCUUGUAACCACUUGGGAAAGUGUUCAAAUAUCUACAAUGGAUUCCAAUGCGACUGCACCCCAGGAUACGCGGGAGUCACGUGCGAUGUCCGAGAUUUUUGCCAAAACCAGAAAUGUAAUGGACAUGGGGAAUGUUUCAAUGGUCAAAAUGGUUUCCAUUGUGAGUGUGAAGCCGGCUUCAUUGGCAAAGAAUGUGAGCAGCCCGAUUUCUGUUUCAACUUUACAUGUCCUAUUUCUCAGAAAUGUGUCACUGAGAAAAGUGGACACUCCUGCGUCUGUCCAGGUGGGCUAACAGGGGAGAAAUGUGACAAGUUAGACCGAUGUUACUUUGACCCCUGCCAUAGUCACGGUAUGUGUACCAACACUGACUCUGGAUAUACUUGUAACUGUGACGGUGGGUGGAAAAUGAAUGACUGCAGCAAGAGGGAUUAUUGCUAUGGGGAUCCAUGCACUCAUGGACACUGUACGGAUCUCUCCAAUACAUUUCAAUGUUCCUGCGAGGUGGGAUGGGUUGGUCAGCAAUGUAACAACACUGACUACUGCUUGAGUGAUCCGUGUUUUCAAAGUGGUACCUGUAUGAAUAACAUAGAUACAUUCAGUUGUCUGUGUCCUCUGGGAUGGACUGGGAAAAGAUGCGAGCUUAAAGAUACUUGUCUGAGUACUCCAUGUCAUAACAAUGGCAGUUGUACUGUCGAUAAGAAAGGGAUAACAUGUACUUGUGCAUCAGGAUGGACCGGUCCAACCUGCAAUGAGGUUGACUACUGCUAUGGAGACCCUUGUAGGAACAAUGGUACCUGUGUGAAUGGUCUGACUGGUUAUUUUUGCCAGUGUCCAUCACGUUUUACUGGAUCGAAUUGUGAGACUGAUGCCUGUUUGAAUCAGACAUGUAGCGGACAGGGGACUUGCCGAGCUUCCCGAGAUGGGUUUGUUUGCGAUUGUUUCGACGACUUUGUAGGAUUACUCUGUGAAAGCAAGAAUCCUUGUAAAGCGUACUCUUGUUUCAACGGAGGGAAUUGCACCGUAGUAAAACAUGAUGAUUUGUCUAUAUCAUAUAACUAUACUGCCGCAUGUGUUUGUCCGAACACGUGGAAGGGAAGUAGGUGCGAAAACGAUGUUGAUGAAUGUCAUGUAAAAUCAACAUGUGGGAGACAUGGACACUGCUCAAAUAGUAAAGGAGAUUUCACGUGCUUCUGUGAUCCUGGAUACGAAGGGAAACACUGUGAAAGCGACAUCAACGAAUGUGCCUCCAUGCCGUGUAAAAAUAAUGGGACUUGUGAGAAUCGGGUCGGGAACUUCCUCUGUCGAUGCAGUCAGUACUGGACAGGGACCUACUGUGACCAAGACAUAGACGAAUGCAAAUAUCAUCCAUGUGAAAACCAGGGAACGUGUCAAAAUCUUUUAGGAAACUACUCUUGUACCUGCGAUAAAUUUUGGACGGGAAGACACUGCGAAAAGCACAUAGACGCAUGUCAUGCCCAGCCCUGCAAAAACGGUGCGACGUGCAUAGAUUUAGACACAACUUUCUAUUGCAAAUGUGAUUCUCGAUUUACAGGACGCCAUUGUGAUGUCGAUGUUAACGAAUGCCAAUCACAACAUCCAUGUCGGAAUGGUGGAUCGUGUAUAAAUACGGAGGGAGGAUUCCACUGCAACUGUACGUCAUACUGGGAAGGAGAGCAAUGUGAAAAUGACGUGGAUGAGUGUUCCUCCAAUGUUUGUCCUAGCGGCACGGCGUGUGUGAAUAAACAGCUCGGCUACGAAUGUCAAGAUUGUUCUCUGUAUUCUUGUUAUCACCAUGGAACAUGUAUAGAUUCCCCCACUUCAGGUCCAAAAUGCAUCUGUCCUAAAGACUGGACGGGAGAUCACUGCGAACAGAGAGAUUUCUGUCGCUUUGAUCCGUGCGGUCCCUUGCAGCUCUGUAAGAAUACAGAACACGCUUAUAUUUGUGACUACCAUCCAUGUCUGAGUUCACCGUGCCAUAACAAUGGAACAUGUGUGGAAAUCCGAAGUGAUAUUCGAUGUGACUGUCCGAGAGGUUGGAUGGGUGAAUUGUGUCAGGUGCGAGAUUACUGCGCAAGCAGCCCGUGUGACCACAAUGGUACCUGUGUAAAUCUUGCAGAUGGUUUCAAGUGCACCUGUCAGCCUGAUUGGCUCGGGCGCACCUGUUCGAUCUUUGAUUACUGCUAUUCUAAACCAUGUUUGAACGACGGAGUUUGCGCAAACAGACCUGACACAUACCAGUGCUUGUGCCACCAGCAGUGGAUGGGAAAAAGCUGUGAAUUAAGAAAUUAUUGUAGUGAAAUGCCUUGCGAAAAUCGGGGUAUUUGUACUAACACGAACUCCACGUACAACUGUCUGUGUUCAAAUGAAUGGAUAAGUCAGAAUUGCUCGGUUUAUAACUAUUGUUUUAACAAUCCAUGUACGAACGGUGCGACCUGCAUCAACAUGCAGUCUGACUUCAACUGCACUUGUCCUCUUGGCUAUAAAGGGCGACACUGUGAAAUCGCCAUAGACUAUUGUGCUUCGUCGCCAUGUCAAAACAACGGAACAUGUGUUAAUUCACCUUACGGAUACUUUUGCACAUGCGCAGCGGGUUAUGUUGGACACAACUGCGAAAGAGAUUUAGAUGAAUGUAAGAUCGACAUGUGUCCCGCAAGGUCAACUUGUUUUAACUAUGAAGGGGGGUACACGUGCAUUUGGACUGCACAAAGGGCAAGAAUGAAACGGGGAUUGCUCAAAAAUAAAGAUAAUGCACUUUUAAAAGUCACAAUUCCAUCUAUAAAGAACAAGGAAAGUUCUGAGAAGUUCAUGAGCCUUUUGCAAAAUAUGUUCGAUUUAAAAGUGUGCUCAAGAAAGUCAACAAUCAUUCCAGUUCUUUAUGACGUGAAUCACACGUAG